UGAGUAUAUUGCUAAAAACAUUCAACUGUAUAAGAUGAGAAAUGGUUAUGAACUGUCUCCACAUGCAGCUGCCAACUUCACUAGAAAACAACUAGCAGAUGCCUUAAGAAGUCAGACACCCUACAAUGUAAACAUGUUACUAGCAGGCCAUGAUAAAGAAGAUGGUCCAAGUUUAUAUUAUAUGGAUUAUUUAGCAUCAUUAAAUAAAGUGCCAUUUGGUGUCCAUGGUUAUGGUGGUUUUUUCUCCUUAUCAGUUAUGGAUAGAUACUAUCAAAAAGAUAUGAAUCAAGAUGAAGCUAUGAAGUUAUUACAACAAUGUAUAGAUGAGGUAGAA
Molecule: messenger RNA, 334 nt
Organism: Lottia gigantea (owl limpet)
Lineage: Eukaryota; Metazoa; Mollusca; Gastropoda; Lottiidae
Exons: 4
Cellular component (GO): cytosol; proteasome core complex, beta-subunit complex; nucleus
Molecular function (GO): peptidase activity
Source: RefSeq, a predicted model, not a curated record